This is a messenger RNA of Ixodes scapularis (black-legged tick), 823 nucleotides long. RefSeq names its product stromal cell-derived factor 2. Bases 68 to 754 code for a protein of 228 amino acids. NCBI's taxonomy places the organism in Eukaryota, Metazoa, Arthropoda, Arachnida, Ixodida, Ixodidae. The record is from RefSeq and is a predicted model, not a curated record. The transcript is spliced from 6 exons.
CUAGCCAAGCCAAGUGGCACCUCAAAACAUGCCGCAGAAAGCGAAAAGAUGACGUGUGUUUACGAGCAUGGCGGCGCCCACUACGAGCAUGUCGUGGUGCCAACUUUGCGCCCUAUUUAUUCUUAUUGUAAAUUUUCUUUCGUCCGUCCAAGGAGAGCUGCGCUACGUGACGUGCGGGUCGGUGCUGAAACUGCAGAACACGGAGCACGGCGUGCGCCUGCACUCGCACGACAUCAAGUACGGCUCCGGCAGCGGCCAACAGUCGGUGACCGGCACCGACCAGAUGGACGACAACAACAGCCACUGGGUGCUCAAGGCCAAGCGAGGUGGCAGCUGCCCGAGGGGGGAGCCCGUGGCGUGUGGGUCUACGGUGCGCCUGGAGCACCUGACGACCCACAAGAACCUGCACAGCCACCACUUUGUGUCGCCGCUCUCCAACAACCAGGAGAUCAGCGCCUUUGGGGACUCCGGCGAGGGAGACACAGGGGACAACUGGACGGUGGUGUGCAGCUCGGACUUCUGGGAGCGGGGGGCCACGGUGCGCCUCAAGCACGUCGACACCGACAUGUGGCUGUGCGCCUCCGGCCAGACGUACGGGCGGCCCAUCGGGGGCCAGAUGGAGAUCUGCGGCCUGGGCCACCCCGCCAGCUCCUGCUACUGGAAGACCGCCGAGGGCGUCUACCUGAGGGAGGGGGACGCAACUUUGGCCCUGAGGGCCACCGCCCACACCUCCCACCUGCACCAGGAGCUCUGAGCUCUUGGCUCACAUUGCCCCCGUUCCCUUCGGACCUUGCGAGACAAAGCAUUAAAGUGCCCGCGACGA